Molecule: messenger RNA, 1110 nt
Organism: Asterias rubens (European starfish)
Lineage: Eukaryota; Metazoa; Echinodermata; Asteroidea; Forcipulatida; Asteriidae
Product: tRNA N(3)-methylcytidine methyltransferase METTL6-like
Exons: 6
Coding region: 108-1001 (297 amino acids)
Source: RefSeq, a predicted model, not a curated record
CUCAACACAAGUACUCCACACGACCAUUCAGUCGGUUCGUAUCGUGGGGGUUCAAUCCCCGUAACUGCAUAAGAGUCUUCCAAACUUCAUUUUGAGUGUGUAAAGCAAUGGAGACUGAAGAUUCCCAAGUACCAACUCCUAGUCCUACAACAUAUAAAGUCAUAUCAACUCCUUUUCAAGAAAAAGGCCACAAAUAUCGAGAGUUGACGGACGAAGAACAAUCAAAGUUGAACUCUGAUAAGACUCUGGUGUCUGAGUUUAAGCAAGCCAAAUUGGAGAGAGAGGCACAAAAGAACUGGGAUUUAUUCUAUAAGCGAAACUCAACUCAUUUCUUCAAGGAUAGACACUGGACGACUAGAGAGUUCCAGGAACUUACAGAGAAAGAACCAGCGGAUGAUGGUGUCUCAGCUGGCCAGAGAGUGUUAUUAGAGGUAGGAUGUGGAGUGGGUAACGCUGUCUUUCCUCUGCUGGAUGAGAACAAACAGCUCUUUGUACACGCCUGUGAUUUCUCACCGAGAGCUGUGCAGUUUGUCAAGGAAAAUGCUGCUUAUGAUCCAGCCAGGAUAUCAGCCUUUCAGUGUGACAUCACGAAAGAUCCACUUGUGGCUCAAAUACCAGAAUGCAGUGUACAUAUUGUCACAAUGUUAUUUGUAUUGUCAGCUAUUCACCCAGAUAAAAUGGCAGCCGCUCUCCGAAAUAUUUAUGAGGUUGUCAGACCAGGUGGUUGUGUGCUAUUCAGAGAUUACGGGUUAUACGACCAUGCCAUGCUAAGGUUCAGCAGGGGACAUAAAUUAGCUGAGCAAUUCUACGUACGCCAGGAUGGUACAAGAGCUUACUACUUCACUGAAGAGAUGCUAAGUAAACUGUUCAGCCAGGCAGGAUUUGAAGUUUGCCAGAACGAGUAUGUUUUGAGGGAAACGGUGAACAAGAAGGAAGGCUUGUGUGUUCCUCGAGUAUUUGUGCAGGGAAAGUACAGCAAGCCAACUCAGCCGAAUAGUUGACGACACGUAAAAGCUUUGCACCAUGUUGGUAAAUUUUAUUAGAGUUAAAGGCAUUGGACACCUUUUGUAAUUGUCAAAGACCAGUAUUCUCACUUGCUGUAUCCCAACA